AUGAUGGCCGACGAUGAAAAUGGUGAUGAGGUGAAGGUGUUUAGACGUGGAGAAGAUGUGGAUGAUGAUACAAUGAUCGGAGAAACAUCCGAACAACAAUUAGCUGAUGAUAAAAAAGAAGCAGUUUUAGAAGCAGAGUUAGAAGUUGGUAAGUUGUUUUUUGGGGAUUUGGAGAAAAAUUGGGAGAAUUUGAGGCUUUCUGAAUCGGUAUCAGAGUAGCCUAAUUUUUGUGCACAUCGGGCUUUUUUUUGAAUUUUCGAAAACAAUUCUGACUCGAGUCUCAUCUUUCGAAAUUUGUCAAAAAAUUAAAAAAUUUCGUUCAACAAAAAUUGAAUUUUUCAAAAGAGAAGCAUAAUGUAACCUGACACCUCGGCUGAGGUCGCGGUUUUCAAAAUUGAAUUUUUACUCUAAACGUUUAAGACCGUUAGAACCAUGCCUAGAUAGUCUAUUUCUCAAGAAGCCAGGCCUGAAAAGCUUUUUUUAACUUUGAAUGUUAUCCAUCCUGAUUCUGGUAGCUUUUUCCUCGGAAUUUAUUCAAAAAUUCUACAGUAACCCUCAUCUCUUCCAUUCCCAUUAGCUUUUUUCUCUUUGCCAUCUCCAAAAAUAAAAUAAACAAAUUACCACAAAAAAUGUAUUUAUUUACAUUAAACCUAAUUAAUUGCCAAUCUUAAACUUUUCUUUCGCACCUUCUUCUUCCCAAUCAAAAAAAAAAAAUAACGAGCCACAUGUCAAAAAAUAUUACAAUUUUUGCCGUAUCCAAUAAAAAUAAAUAAAUAGAAAAAAGUUUUUGUGGAGUUCAAGAGCGGAAAAUUGCGCAAUUCUCAUUUACUAACCAGACAUGUACGAAAAGAGAUAAUUAUAAAAAUUGCGCAACUUUUUUUCUACUUGUAUACUACUACUGUUUGUUAAUCCGAGGAUUAAAAAAAGAGGAGACAUAUGGAAUUGAAUCAAGAUUUUCGUUUUUCAGGUUCAAAAUCAGGAACAAGCGCUUUCAUCAAACCCGAACCUUCUCCAUCUUUUGCCAGUUUAGCAGGUUUAAUGCCAGGAGGUCCAUUCAGUCCAGGAUAUGCUUUUCCAAUGUUUAUGCCGCUUAUUAUGGUGAGUUCUUUAUUUUCGAAAAAUUCAAAAAAAUACAACAAUUUCCUUUUGUCUUCAAAAUGGUAAUAGUCGGGUCCGGAAGCAAUUAGCACCCACCCAUUCAUUGGCUCUCUUUUGUCUUUCUUUCGACGACACACCCUUGACACUUUUGUUUUUUUGAAAAAAACAUGACAAAAAAGGGAAUUGUAUCGGUAACAUUAUUUGGGGGAGAAAGAGACAGUAAUUACGAUUCGAUCGAGACAUAAUUUGAGUAGGAGAAAACGGAGCAAGACCUACAUUUUUUGGGGGCGAGAGAGAAAAUGAACAAUAAUUGGAUGAUGAUGAUUUUUUGGAGAAUUUGGAGAGAGGGGGUUUCAAAUUAUCGUAGAAACUUGGAAUGGUUUUGAGGGGAGAAUUUCGAACCCUGAUUUUCAGCCAAAUUAAAUAUUAGAGUAUAAUUUUCAGCUUCUAUUCUUGAACACAAAAUUCAAGCUCUCUAAUCGUCAUAGAGUCUAUUCUUUGACGUAACCUUUUUCCUCGUCAAGUUUUAAAAUUCAAAUUUCAUUUCUCAAAACUCGUGAAAAUCUUUCUGAUCACUGAUCAUCAAAAUCAUAACACAAAUAGGGCGAAAGAAUGAUUUCAAGUUCGAAAAGGUAUGAGUUGCUCAGCUCAAUUGCGAAUCAGCACCAAAACAAAUAGCAUUCUUCGCAGAUGCUCUUGCACAAUCCGUGUCUAGAUAAUAUACAUAGAUUCGUGUAAAUAAACAGAGAUUACUGUAGGGGCGUAAUGUUUAAGCAAAUAUAAUGGGAGAUAACCAAUGGGAGAUUGUGAAGAAGAAAAUAGAUAUUAUGUAAUUGGGAAUUUUUGAAUUCAGCUCGGGCAUACCUCAUUCAGAAAUCUGUAAAAAUCUGUUUUAUCCUCAACAGCCUCUUAUUUUCAGCCUCAAUAUGGAUUACGAGCCGGACUUUCACCGAAUUUUGUUCUCCCAAUGCAAGCUGGUCUUUCACCUUCAUUUAAUAUGUUUCCAACAUCUCCAUUUUAUGGUGCUGCAAUGGCUGCAGUUGCUAAACAACAUAUGGAAAAUGCAGUUCCAUUAGCAGCAAGUAUGAGAGGAACACCAUUGAAUCCGUUGAAUCAAAUGAGAAUGCCACCGUAUCUAAAUCCAGGAAAUGGACAUUUACAUCAAAAAGAAAGAGGACAUGGCGGAGGUGGAAAAAUCAAAAAAGAUGAUCAUAUCAAAAAACCAUUGAAUGCAUUUAUGUGGUUUAUGAAAGAGAAUCGGAAAAAAUUGCUGGAUGAAAUUGGAAAUAAUGAGAAACAAUCGGCUGAAUUGAACAAAGAAUUGGGCAAAAGAUGGCAUGAUUUACCCAAAGAAGAACAGCAAAAAUAUUUUGAAUUGGCGAAAAAAGAUCGAGAAGAUCAUAAACAAAAAUAUCCACAAUGGUCGGCUCGUGAAAAUUAUGCAGUUAAUAAGAAGAAUAAGAAAAAGAGGAGGGAUAAGAGUAUUAGUAAGUUGUUUUUUGUUAGAAAAUGAAAAUAUAUUUGUAUUUUUGUAGUUUCAGUUUCGGAGAAUGGUGAUCAGAAGAAAUGUCGAGCCAGAUUUGGUGUGAAUAAUCAAGAAAUGUGGUGUAAAUUCUGUAAGAGAAAGAAGAAGUGCGAAUAUUCGAGUGAUAGAAAUACAGAUACAAUGAUGAUGGAUUUACAAGAUAGAGGUAAGGAAUUUUUGAAAAUUUUUGUGGGAUUCAAGAAAUGGACUGGGCAUUUUUGUGGAUUUUUAGGUUUAGAGAAUCAAAUAAAGAUGUUUCCGAAUAUUUUUAAAACCCGAAAAUUCGGAUUUUUUGAAAUGUUUAAGACUUUGAAAAUCCACGUUGCUAAGUUUUUUGAAAAUUAUUUGGUUGAAAAAUCAACAUACCAAAGUUUCUAGAUCUUUUUUAAUUCAAAAAAAUUGAAAAAUUUGUUUGACUUGAAAAAUCCUCAAAAUGAAAUGCUUUCCGAAUUUUACAUCUCACGAAGUUCACCUGAUCUUGAAAUGUUCCCCAUUUCUAUUAAUUUUGAAAUCCAACAUUUUUCAUUUUAACAUACUUUCAGGAUCACUUGGCCCAUCUCCAUUAGCCUCUUCCAUAGGUCGAUCACCAAUGGGUGCAAAUGCUUCUGAUUCAGAAUCUGAUGUCGAAGAUGAAGAUGUCGAUCCAACAAUUUCACAACAAGCAAGAGAAGUGAUUAUGCAAGAAUCACUAUGUACUUUAUAA
Molecule: messenger RNA, 3326 nt
Organism: Caenorhabditis angaria
Lineage: Eukaryota; Metazoa; Nematoda; Chromadorea; Rhabditida; Rhabditidae
Source: the annotation of a GenBank genome assembly